Lathyrus sativus (Indian pea) is the source of this 2109-nucleotide messenger RNA. NCBI's taxonomy places the organism in Eukaryota, Viridiplantae, Streptophyta, Magnoliopsida, Fabales, Fabaceae. The record is from the annotation of a GenBank genome assembly.
AUGGGGUUUUUAAGGUUUAUGAGAAGGUAUAAUUACUCCUUCAAAGAUAAAGCUCGAAAUAAAGCAUGCUUAGUUCAGCAUAAACAAAGGAGAGGUUUCUCAAAGGCGGGAGUUUUCAAUGACAAUGAUGCAGUGCUUCCGGUUCUGAUUGUUGGUGCAGGGCCUGUGGGUCUUGUUCUUUCGAUUCUGCUCACGAAGUUAGGUAUUAAUUGCACAGUUUUGGAGAGAAACAAGGCAUUUUCUAAACAUCCACAAGCACAUUUCAUCAACAAUCGAUCCAUGGAGAUAUUCCGCAAGAUUGAAGGCCUUGUUGAAGAAAUCCAAAGGUCUCAACCACCAGUAGACUUAUGGAGGAAGUUCGUAUAUUGCACUUCCCUUACGGGUUCAGUUCUUGGAUCUGUAGACCACAUACAACCACAAGAUCUUGCGCAUGUUGUCAGCCCAGUCUCUGUUGCACACUUCUCACAGUACAAGUUAACCAUGUUACUUCUCAAGCAACUUGAAAAUCUAGGCUUCCAAACAUGUGCAUCUGAAAGCUCAGAAGGAAAUAAGCAGUCAUGUGAAAAGAAAAUAUUGAUGGGUCAUGAGUGUGUAUCCAUUGACACCAGCAAUGACUUCGUAACUGUAACUGCAUCUUCUGUCAAUAAUGGGAAGCGUGUAGAAAAGAAUAUCCACUGUAACCUCCUUAUUGGUACAGAUGGAGCAGGAAGUACUGUGAGAAAGCUUGUGGGAAUAGAUAUGAGAGGUGAGAAAGACUUGCAAAAACUUGUCAGUGUCCAUUUUCUGAGCAAACGGCUUGGGAAAUUUUUGCUUAAGGAGAAUCCGGGUAUGCUUUUCUUUAUCUUUAAUACUGAAGCAAUUGGGGUCCUUGUUGCUCAUGAUCUCAGGGAAGGAGAAUUUGUUUUGCAGAUACCGUUUUAUCCACCUCAGCAAACAAUUGAAGAUUUCAAUCCAAAGGCAUGUGAGAAGUUAAUCAGCAAACUUGUUGGUCAAGAGUUUGGAGAUGUGAAUGUAAUUGAUAUAAAGCCAUGGAUUAUGCAUGCCGAAGUUGCUGAGAGCUUUACAUGUUUUGGCAACCGAAUAUUACUUGCCGGAGAUGCUGCUCAUCGAUUUCCUCCUGCUGGUGGAUUUGGAAUGAAUACUGGCAUUCAGGAUGCCCAUAAUCUUGCAUGGAAAAUAGCUUCUGUGAUCAAGGGUAUUGCCCCAACUUCAAUGCUUAAUACCUACGACAUGGAACGUAGACCAAUAUCUGUAUUCAAUACAAGGUUAAGUCUCGAAAACUAUAGAGCUGCCAUGUCUGUUCCUGCUACACUUGGUCUCAAUCCAACUGUUGCAAACACAGUACAUAAAGUUAUUAUUAAUGGGGUUGGUUCCAUCUUACCUUCCGGAUUGCAGAGGCUAGCUUUGGAUGGAAUUUUUGCUAUAGGUCGUGCACAGCUCUCUGAUUAUGUUCUGAAUAAAAGUAACCCUCUUGGAUCCUCAAGGUUGGCUAAGCUAAGACAUAUAUUUGAAGAAGGAAAAAGUCUUCAGCUUCAGUUUCCUGCCGAAGAUCUUGGUUUUAGGUACCUACAAGGUGCAAUUAUGCCAGAGACUAGUGAUGUCGAGAGUCCUCCACAAGUACCCACAGGUCGUCGUAGGGACUAUAUCCCUUCAGCACAGCCCGGAUGUAGACUACCUCAUAUGUUUGUGCGAGUAAACCCAUUGAGCGAGGAGACGGUUUCUACGCAUGAUCUUGUGUCAGGAGAUAGAGUUGAGUUUGUUCUCAUCAUAGCACCUGUGAAGGAAUCUUAUCAUUUAGCUCGUCAAGCAUUCAAGGUGGCUGAGGAACAACAAAUUUCUCUCAAAGUGUGUGUUUUUUGGUGUACUGAUUCUGCUGAAAGACUUGAUAAAGGAAGUAAAGAAGCAUUAUCACCCUGGAAGAACUAUGCAGACGUUGUUGAAGUUAGUUCAACAAAUUCAAAUUGGUGGGAGAUGUGCAACAUGACGAACAGAGGGGCUAUUUUGGUUAGACCCGAUGAACAUAUUGCCUGGCGUACAAUUUCAGGACUUACCGAAGAUCCUAGGGUGGAAAUGCAGAGGGUUUUUUCUGCUAUACUUGGAGCACACUAA